GAUGUUGCAAUAGGAAACCAUUAGGGGACGAACCUUGAACUGUUAUCUUUUUCAAAACAAACCAGCUUUCUACACCAGCUGCCCGUUGAGUUACCUAAACGUCGGAGGUUGACUUGGAUGAUACGCGUUUUAUUGAUAUAUUACUAGCCACAAAAAAACAGUGUGUGUCACGCUGGAUUAGCUUUCCCUUUCCCAGAAAAGCUCUGACGUAUUUUUAGCUAACGUUAAAUGGCUAAUGUCAGCUAGCUUGUCAUGCAACGGUAAAGAUAACAUCUGCUAGCUGACGUUAGCCGUAUUGGCAACCUUAGCUUAUGUUAUCAAAGCUAUGUGUCGACAGGUCGCAAGACGCAACAGCUCGGGUGUUAACUAUUGUUGAAUUGGGUGAUAUUAGCCGAAACCUUCAUUUUAACGUAAGCUAUCGUUAGCUUGUAACGUUGGCUAGCUAAAACCGUUAAACACAGAUCUUUUUGGCUAAUUAACGUUAACCAACGCAGCAAAUUGACGUUAACGUGAGACAAUAAUGGGCCGGCCAGUGUGAAAGGUUGCUGCUUUUCCGGUGAUGUCAUGCCUGACUUGAAGUGACCCGGUUCGCUUCACAGUGUUGAAGUGGUAAAGCGCCGUCGGUGGUACAUUUUAUUUUGUUAACCCGCAACAUGCCUGGAAUCGUGGUUUUUGGUCGGCGGUGGGGGAUUGCCAGCGACGACCUGGUUUUCCCGGGAUUCUUUGAACUAUUCGUUCGUGUACUCUGGUGGAUUGGCACCAUGAUCCUUUUCACUUAUCACAGUGGCCGUUUCGAUUGUAACGGGAGGGGAUUCCUCCACAGCUAUCUGGUCGGACUGCUGGUCAUCCUGGCGCUCAUCAUCUUGUCACUAUGUGCCAUCGUCCAAGUCAGUGCCAAAGGUACCAUAACAAACCCCGGCCCCCGGCGCUCCAUCCCUGCACUGGUGUACCUGCGAGCUCUCCUGUACAUCCCCGAGCUGGUGUGGGCGUGUCUUGGAGCCGCUUGGGUGUCAGGUGACAGCAAAGGCUGCGAUCCUGCCACGGUGGGUGCCGUCAUCGCAGCGGUGGUUGCCAGCUGGAUCCUGCUGCUGUUCACCGGGUUAGGCGUGGUGUUUGUGUUCGACCCGCUCGGCAACCCGCGCCGUGCGGCUGCCGCCAUGGAGCCGCUGGGAGUACGCGACCUGCAGAGCAACGAGGGCACCCAGUUCCUCUCCACGGCUCGCUCCCUCGCCGUCAAGGUGUGGGAGAGCAGGCUGCGGCUGCUGUGCUGCUGUCUGCCGCAGGACGAAAGCCACCGGGCGGCGUUCUCCAGCAUCGCACAGCUGGUUGGCGGGUUCUUCUCUGACACGGACCUGGUGGCAAGUGACAUAGCGGCUGGUUUGGCCCUGCUGCACCAGGAGCAGGAUAAGAUGGAGCUAAGCAGAGACCCGGACGCAGUGGUCGACCACAGCCCUUCCUCUCCCAUCGGAGAGGAUUUGGAGGCGGAGCUGGAGAAGGCGGCUCACUGCAUGCGGUUUGCUGCGGCGGCUUACGGCUGGCCGCUGUACGUUUACUCCAACCCCCUGUCCGGGCCCUGCAAACUCAGCGGAGACUGCUGUAGAAGCCGCGCUGCCGAGUACGACAUCGUUGGAGGCGAGCACCUCGGCUGUCACUUUUCCUCCAUCCUGCACAGCACCGGUUUACAGUACAGAGACUUCAUCCACGUCAGCUUCCACAACCAGAUCUAUGAGAUCCCGUUCUACGUGGCUCUGGAUCACAAGAGGGAGGCUGUUCUGGUGGCUGUCAGAGGAACGCUGUCACUGAGGGACGUCCUGACAGACUUGUCUGCGGAGUGUGAGAACCUGCCCAUAGAAGGAGUGUCUGGAGCUUGCUACGCUCACAAGGGCAUGUGUCAGGCGGCGAGUUACAUCUACAAGAAGCUGGUCAACGACGGCAUCCUGAACCAGGCUUUCGCCAUCGCGCCGGAGUACAAGCUGGUCAUCACUGGUCACAGUCUGGGUGCUGGAACGGCGUCCUUACUGGCUAUUCUCCUGCGCGGUUCCUUUCCCAGCCUGCAGUGCUACUCAUUCUCUCCACCAGGGGGACUCCUGAGUAAAGCAUUAGCUGAUUACUCCAAAGACUUUGUGGUGUCAGUUGUGCUUGGAAAGGAUCUGGUUCCCAGAUUGAGCAUUCCCAAUAUGGAGGAUCUGAAGAGAAAGCUUCUUAAAAUAGUUUCAAACUGCAAUAGGCCCAAGUACCGCAUUCUGCUGCAGGGGUGUUGGUACGAGCUCUUCGGCGGAGAUCCCGACGACUUCCCCACCGAGAUGGACAACCGGAGGGAGGAGGAGCUGAGCCAGCCGCUGCUGGGGGAGGAGUCGCUCAUGAUUCGCCACUCGUCAUCCUAUCAGAGCUUGACGUCGGACGACUCGCCCGCCCGCUCGGCCGCUCACUUACCCCUCUUCCUGCCCGGACGCAUUCUGCAUAUCACAGAGGACGGACCGUCGCGGAGAUCCUGCUUUUCCCAGGUGCGCUACCGGGCCGACUGGUCCAAUGAAAUGGCGUUCAGGAGUAUUUUGAUCAGUCCCAGGAUGCUCGCCGAUCACAUGCCCGACGCUGUGCUGCAAGCACUCAAGAGUCUGACCAGCGAAAGGCCCUUCUCCCUGUGCCCGUCGUCUUUAAACAGCAACCAGCACCACGCCGUCUGAGAGGCGUGGCCGACUCCUCGUCUGUGCUCCCAGACCUCCCUGCUACCGUUUCAUCGACUCCACACCUGAUCCAGGACCCCUUUGGAUACUUUAUGCUCCUCAUGCUGAUCCUGCUCGCAGGAUCCCGAAGGCCCCCGAAGGCCCUUUGUCUCAUGCACAUUUGGAAAAAAGAUUGUAAUGGCCGUGGCACACACGACCGAACAUGAUCAGUUAACGUGUCAGAGCGCUGGGACUUUUUCUUAAAAAUUGCACUUUUAAUUUUGGGAUUUAAACCAUUUGUUUUACUUCCAACUCCUUGAGUUACUCCAUGAGUAACUCAAAGCCAUGAUCUUUGAAUGUGCGUUGUGCAUAAUGUGUUUGACGGUUUUGCUGUAAUGUCAGUGUUGCACAUUGUAUGUUUGUGUGAGCGCUGUCCGCCUGGUAGAUGCUACUCGGUGAAAGGGUCAGAUGCCGUCUUCCUCAACUGUGGGAUAUGACUGAGGAGCAGUUGGAUCCUGGAUGUGAGGAUGCGGGAGUGUCGUUUAUGUUAAAAUGUGGACUGAGGCAUUGCGUCAUUGUAUAGUGACUGGUGAGUCAGUCCUGUGUUUAUUGUAUUGAAACAUCAGGGUGAACAGUGCCUAUGCAUUCUAGAAAAAAAAGUCAACAGAAAUGCUUUAAGUAAAAGGCAGAGCCGGGUGCAGUGCGUUUACAGUUAAUUCUGCAUAUCCCACGAUGCAGUUUGAAUAGUGCAUGUUGUUGAAAAGGGUAAGUGAUUGUGGAUUCUGUUUACUUGCAAUGAAUAUCACCAUUUCUUCAGGUAAGGGACGAUAUUUAAGUCAUUAUGCUUGCAUAACUAUUCCACAUUCAAUAGAUUGUAUUGGAUGCGUCGAUCCAAAUAAAAGCUCUUGUUUAGCACGUUC
Messenger RNA from Gasterosteus aculeatus aculeatus (three-spined stickleback), 3583 nucleotides. It is a transcript of the gene daglb, whose product is annotated as diacylglycerol lipase, beta. The record is from RefSeq and is a predicted model, not a curated record. Gene Ontology annotation, molecular function: triacylglycerol lipase activity. Gene Ontology annotation, biological process: arachidonate metabolic process; neurogenesis; diacylglycerol catabolic process. Gene Ontology annotation, cellular component: cytoplasm; plasma membrane. Lineage: Eukaryota; Metazoa; Chordata; Actinopteri; Perciformes; Gasterosteidae.